AUGGCAGACGAUAACAUUGAUAAUCUCAUUGAGGACAUCAUCAAUGCUUCAAAACUUCCCGCAAAAGCUCGUGUCAUAAAUAUCAAGUCCACUGUCGCGUCCUUCUCCUCCCUUGCGUAUGAAGAAGGACUUGUUCCUGCAGCCCUCGACCGGCUUAUCAACCUGGUCACCAUUCCCAAUUAUCUCGACCAAGCCAGUCUGGCAUCCGUGGUUCGGAACCUGUACCCUGCUGAGCGGGUGUCCGCAAAUGCCGUGCUCCAUGUUGUAUCGGCACUGGGACACGGCGCGCUCAAGGCACCGCUUACUCUGCAGGCUGCGCUGCUGAAAUGGCUAAUCAUGGUGUAUCAUGUGCUGGAGUCGCCGGCGGUGCUGGCGCAAGCGUAUUCCGUCUUGUUCAAUCUGCUUGAUACCGCUGCUAUUCGGUUAAACUUGUCGAGGCAGACCGGCAAUGACCCGCCAUUGGUCGGGUUAUUGAGGGUGUUUAAGGAUUAUUAUCCAGAGAUCAUUGUGGGCCAGGCCGUUCGAGGCAAGGCCUCUGCUUUCAAGCACCCCGAUCUACUAUGGCGCUCCAGGCUGGGCGAGAUUCAAGAUGCGCACCGGCAACGCGCUGCAGAGCAGAGACCGACGGGACCCCAGAGCGGAUUCAGGGUCAACAGACCUGUGAACCGGGCCCUGAGAAACAAGGCUGUGCCUAUCGUGUUAACCUCUCACGCAACCGAGGAUUCUGUCACUCUCGAGGAAGUGGAAGACGUUUCCAGCUUCGUCGCUAAAAUGGACAAGUUGGAGCUCCCGAACCAACUUGUUGCCGUCCUGGCCGACCCCCUCUUACAAAAACUGCUUAUCUUGAGGCCGGACCCCGAAUCCUACCAGCGGAUUUCGAAUUGGCUCGGCGCCGUAUUCCAAGAAGUCAUGGCAGGAGAUGCGGAUGAGGCAACGUUGUGGGAGGUGCUCGAGGUAGUGAGGGAGUUUGUUAUUCAGACCAAGACGAUCCCAUCCCUGCUUCUGAGCUUUUUCAGCCAGUUUUUCAAUAUUUGGGGUGGCGAGGGCAAACGAGACGUAUUGUAUGACAUUCUUAGCUUUACGCCGUUUCACGACUUUGGAGAACUACAUGAACUCAUACUUCGGCCUCUCGAGACAGCCGUGCAGUACUUUGCGCCCGAUUCGCAGCAGGGUCUUUUGCAAAUGUACACAAAGAUUCUGAGGCACUGGACGGCCGUCCUGCAGGCAAGCGACACCAUACCCGAGCACGCCAGCGCAACCGUAGCCUCCCUCAUCCUGCACACCAACACACUUGCUCUCACGCUGCUGCAAACGUCGCCGUCCGUUACAACCGAUGCCUCCAUUCUCGACUUCUACGAGCAAACUGCGCGCGUCUUCACCGACGCAAAGCUCAAGCGCUACAUGCGCAUCGAGCUGCCGCCGCCGCCCCUAAUAUACACCUUCCUCUUCAGCAACUCCCUCGCCACCGUCUCCCGUAUCUGCUUCAUCCUCGCCUGCUACAAGAAAGGCAUCGAAACGGCCGUGGCCACUCGGCCCAGGGCCCUGCCCACGGACACGGACGCGGCGGCCCGGAUCGACUCGCACACAUACGACCGGCCCUACGUCAACCUCUUCAACGGCUACAUCAUGGACAUAUGCAACCUGUUCUGGAGGAACCGGGCCUUCAACGACAGCGAUACCAAUGCGCGGGCGUGCACUCUCUCCGUCGCCACGGUCAACGCUCUGGCGGCGUACGCCCUGUCCGUGGACCGCACGCUGCCGCUGAAUGCCUUGUUUUCGCUGUCGCACUCGCCCGUGCUGUGUUACCAGAGCAUAGAACGCCUCAGGGACCUGGAGGACGACGCGAUGGAGCACGACAGCGGAAUACGAGUGCGGCACGGCGGGCCUGUAACGCAGGGCAGCUUGACGAGGCUGGCCAACGCGGGCGGCAUGAAGCUCAGCUGGCAGGACUACAGGAUCGAGGUCCUCAAGAACUUGGCGGACAGUGGAUUCCCAGGCAUCGCGGAGCUAUUAAAGAAUGCCAUGACGGUGCUUAAGAGGUCCAUCGAUGGCAGGCUGAGCAUUCAGGGGACGCCUAUACCGUCGUGA
Molecule: messenger RNA, 2088 nt
Organism: Metarhizium album ARSEF 1941
Lineage: Eukaryota; Fungi; Ascomycota; Sordariomycetes; Hypocreales; Clavicipitaceae
Product: Mis6 domain protein
Exons: 6
Coding region: 1-2088 (695 amino acids)
Cellular component (GO): cytosol; kinetochore; nuclear body
Source: RefSeq, a predicted model, not a curated record